Papaver somniferum (opium poppy) is the source of this 1459-nucleotide messenger RNA. Its product is annotated as basic 7S globulin-like. Gene Ontology annotation, biological process: proteolysis. The transcript has 2 exons. Lineage: Eukaryota; Viridiplantae; Streptophyta; Magnoliopsida; Ranunculales; Papaveraceae. Bases 7 to 1248 code for a protein of 413 amino acids. Gene Ontology annotation, molecular function: aspartic-type endopeptidase activity. The record is from RefSeq and is a predicted model, not a curated record.
AAUCCCAUGGCUACUAUUUUUUCUUCUUCGAUUAUUCAUUUUCUUCUUCUUCAACUUCUGUUGGUUUUUCUUUCUUUCUCCAAUGCCCAAACACCUCAACGUGCUGGUGUAGUAUUUGAUCUGGAGAGAGAUCCAUCAACCCUCCAAUAUAUGAUCAAAAUGAACCAAGGAACUCCUCUAGCCGACGUAAAGCUAGUUCUCGAUCUUGGCGGAAUAUUACCCUGGUUUCCUUGUCGUAAGGCCGUAUACAACUCAUCAUCGAUUCAACCAGUCAGUUGCUAUUCACACAUAUGCCCUAUUUUAUCUCGUACAUGUGUUAAUACCAGAGCGUGUAGAACUUCGACAAGUAACCCUGUAUCCGGGUUUGUCUCCAGUGGUGAUGUCAUAUCAGAUCUUGUGAUUCUUGUAUCUAACCCAGACAGCUACGGAAUGGUAAAGAUUCCUUCGCCAAGCCGUUUAGCAUUUGGAUGUGCAAAUUCUAUUAACUCCUUAAGUGGACUUGCAGAAGGUGCUAAAGGAGUGGCUGGUCUUGGUCGUUCAUCUGUUCUUUCUCUAGUUUCACAAUUUACACUUCAAUUUCGACUCGCUCGCAUAUUUGCUGUCGAAUUAUAUGGAGGGACUAGUACUAGAGUUUAUUUUGGUGGUCGUCCUUACAUUCAUUACGACAUUUCGGAUGAGGUUAUGGAACAUAGAGAUUUAAUAUACACCCCACUCUUGAUUAACCCAAAACGCAGAGAAGAAUAUUUCGUUGAUGUAAAAUCGAUCGUGGUGCACGGUAAAACUGUACCAAUAGACGCGAAUUUGCUUUCCAUCAACAAGGAAACUGGAAACGGAGGAACAAAAAUUGACAUUCAAUUUCCUUAUACUACUCUGGAGACGUCGAUCUACAAAGCUGUUGUUGAAGUUUAUAAUGAAUGGGCUAAAAGCUGGAAUGCUACUAUGGUUGCUGCGGUUGCGCCUUUUACUGCCUGUUAUAAAUCAUCAACUCUGCCUUCUUGGAUUAACUGGAAAAAUCCUAUCUCACCACCAAGUCUCUCUUUCGUCUUUCCGGAGAGUCGAUGGGAUAUCGCCUGGUGGGAUCUAUUCAAAGUUAACGAUGUUGCACACUGUGUGCAGUUUCUCGAUGGAGGUUCAAACCCAAAGACUUCCAUUGUUAUUGGUGCUCGUCAGAUUGAAUUUGUAGAAUUCGAUCUUGUAAGAUCACGAUUCGGGUUCGUGCAACCAAACUUUUGGGAUCCGGAAUCAUAGAUUUUAUUUACCCUUUCCAUGGAGAUUUUCGUGGACCUUCUGGUGUUUAGUAUUUAAUUCAGGGGCUCACCGGGACCUAUCAUAAAAAACUGAGUCUGGUGGUUUUGUCGUAGUUAUUGUAACUCCCGUAAGUUAAUGAUUAUGACGCAGUUUAACAGUGAAAUAAACUUAUUGUUUACAAUAAUGGAGAUGCAGGUUGUUUACAGUGAAA